AUGUUUCUUUUAGAAAGGUUGUACUCGUUCUUAAAAUAUCCGUUUGAUACUACUCGACAAGAAAAACUCAAUAAUAGUUACCAUCAAAGAAGAGAUUCUACGAGGAAUAAACCAACAACAUUUAGACUCAUUCGUGCACACUAUAUUAUUCCACCUAAAGCCACUAAUAAUUCUGUCGGAGUAUCUAAUAACACCAACAAAGACAAGGGGGUCAUCUUGCGACAACAGGUUGAAAAUUUGAAAAUACAAGAACCUUUGCAAUCUAACAUUCUCGAAAAAUCUCCCCUACUAAUUUCGACAUCCGAGAAUUCUACCACUAACUCUAUUGACACUUUGACCGAAGAAGUCUUGCUCGAUAACUCUGAGACCUCUAUUUCUAAAGGCGAAAACGAGAGCGACACCAUUAGUACCGUCGCCAAUCACAUCAUCACUGAUAGUGAAAAUACACAACGACCAGAACAAAAGACUUAUUCCCCUUAUUACUACCCCAACUUCUCACGAUAUGAAUAUCCAACAAAAGUCGGAGGAGAUAAUGAACAAUACACCGAACAUAAUUGGUCAUUCCCAAACUGGGAUGACGAAAUCGACGAAUUCACACCACCAAUCCGAGAUCAUUACCGAAACUCUCACGGUACUCGGGGUACUGGAAAAGACUAUCGCCCCGACAACGACCGACAACCAGAACAAGAUUAUUUCAAUCAAAAUAACUCCUCCUCCUCCUCAAACGAAUCUACUCCAACAGAAGACAACGACGAUUCGACAAUUCAAUCUGAAACCGAGGAGGAGCAAAAAAAUGACGAACAAGGACUUGUUCUUUGCGAAGAAUUAUCCGAUGGAAUCGACUCGUGUCGUCGAGAUCAAAAAUCCGAUUAUGAUCGAUUCCGUGACCACUUAUCGUCGUUAUCACUUGAACUUCGUGCGCUCCAACAAGAAAUUGAAGCAGCCGAGGCCGCGUGUUUAAAUCAUAAUUGGAAUGCUAAUGAAUCAAGUGAAAUAAUAACUGAUUCAGAGUCAUCAAUUAUCGUUGGGUCACCUGUGCCUUCGGUACGUUUAAUUGCUUCUUCUACAACACCAUCUGCAAUAGCAAUGGCAAGAAAUUCACAAAAAUCCGCUGCAUCGUCUCCUCCACGAGACAAUGAAUUUUCACCCUCAACAUCACCAGAACCCUAUUUUUCGUUUCAUGGCAGACCUAAUAAUAAUACAACCACCACUAGUCUAGAUACGCGUUGCUCAAUACCGGAAGAUACUUGGACAUCGGAUUGUAUUCGCGAAAUACCAUGUUAA
Ambispora gerdemannii is the source of this 1284-nucleotide messenger RNA. Lineage: Eukaryota; Fungi; Glomeromycota; Glomeromycetes; Archaeosporales; Ambisporaceae. The record is from the annotation of a GenBank genome assembly.